GCCUCCAUUUUGCCUCCUAAGACGAGCUACGUCUCACGUGUCCUGGGCUGUCUCCUCUCACAUGACCCGAGUGUUUGUUCCCGUGAUCAAGCACUUCCAUCUCCAUCCGAAAAUCCCCUCAUUUUUUUUUUUUUUUUUUUUUUUAAAUUCAGACACUGAUGGAUAUGCUCGAACAUAACCUGGACAACGUCAGCCAAGAUAAACAAGAAGAAGAGGCGCUGCAGGCAUCAGACGACGGAACCAGAGACGAGCAGGCGGCCGUCACCAUACAGCAGGCCGCAGCGUUUGGAGAGCCCAACAUACAAUACCAGUUCCGCACUGAGGGGGGACAGGUGACAUACCGUGUGGUCCAGGUCACUGACCAGAACCUCGAGGGACGGGACGACGGCGGCGGAGCAGUGAGUGUUGUCUCCGCAGCAGCCUUCAGCGGUGCUCCUCAGGCUGUUGCUCAGGCAGUGAUCCAGAACCCUUUCAGUAAUGGCGGAAGCCCGGCAGGGGAGUUAGCGGGAGGGGAGGCGCGCUUCGCCUACUUCCCCGCAGCGGCGGUGAGCGAUAGCGCCGUGUCCGUGCAGGCCACCGCCGCCGACUCUGCACUCACGCAGGCAGGAGGCCAGUUCUAUGUGAUGAUGACCCCUUCGGAUGUCAUUCAGACAGGCGCCGCGCGAAGCAUCGCCCCACGUACACAGCCCUUCUCCGUAGAUGAAAACGAGACGCUGCGGCAUGAAGGUUUAAACUGGAAAAUGGACGGGCCGCGAACUCCGCGAGAUGAAAGGAGGAGAGCACAACAUAAUGAAGUUGAGAGGCGGAGGAGGGACAAAAUCAACAACUGGAUUGUGACACUCUCCAAAAUCAUCCCUGACUGCAACAUGGACAGCACCAAAACCGGAGCAAGCAAAGGAGGCAUCCUGUCCAAAGCGUGCGACUACAUCCGUGAGCUCAGGCAGGGCAACCAGCGGCUGCAGGAUAGCCUGAAGGAAGUGGAGAGGCUCCAGGUGGACAAUGAGCUCUGCAGGCAGCAGAUCCAGGAACUGAAGAACGAGAACGCCUUGCUGAGAGCACAGCUCCAGCAGCACGGGAUCGAGAUGGUGGGGGAGACACCACCACCGCAGUAACGACUAAGGUGCCGCCGCGCCGCUUCAGGAAAACAAACAAAAGACUUGUGGAAAAUCACAUUUCACGAACUUGCCGGGAAUGCCCUCCUCGCGGCCUCACCCAGGCAUCGCUUGACUAUUCCGACGAGACGCAACCGACGUGGAGGCAACAACACCCUCCUGCUAAAGUCUGCCUCACUCAAGGACGAUGAUGACAUUUAAUUUCAUUAAGUCUGCCCUCCCUCUCCCACCCCCCAACCUACCCAGAUGAUGAUCAUUAUCGUUACUUUGGACUAUUAGUUGAUGCUUUCUGACUUCUUUAUUAAUGUCAUUUUUUUAGCUGCUUUAAUUUAUUAGUCUGCUUGGUGACAGAUUGUUAGAUGGAGAGCAGUUACACGGGCGAGACCCCAAAAGAGUCAACAAUCAGUCACUUGAUAGCCUUGAUGCAGGCGUUUUGCAGGAGCGCCAUUCGAGUGUGCAAUCGUAACGCUCGACUGGGGGGCUGUGAAGGAAUACUUGAAAUGUUGUGCAUUUUGUAGAAGAAUCCCACUGUGGACGACACAGUAGGAAAAUGAGAUGUAAGCAUAAGAAAUUGGUGGAGGGGCCAGCGGCACCCACCCCCCUCCUACCAUAAGGAGACAUGCAAAACCAUCUCUCAUUUGCUCAGCCCUGCAAUAAUUGGUUGAGCACGCAGUCACUACUAACCCCGUGUGAAAAUAACAACGGGGCGGGGGGCGGUGGGAUUUGGGUAAUAUCCACUGAUCUUUUCUCAUCACUAUGUAGGCCCCCUGAGCCAAAGCGGGAAUGAUGGAUGCUUUCUGCUGCAACAGAAUGUGAAGUCGAGGUGAAUAAUGCAAAUGCCACACAGACAUUUGCUAAUUUGCUAAUCAUCAAAAGGUUAUAUUGUGGCUGAUUAGUCCCCACCCCCUGCCCCUAAAUCUGCUUUUGAAAUUACAAAAUGAAGAAGACAAACUUUCCCCAAACCAAUUCCGCCCUCUCUGUAGCAGCCUCACUGUCUCUCAGGUUAGAUUGUAAGACAUCUUUUGUAUGUAAAAAAAGUUGAAAAUAAACAUUUACCGAGCUAU
Messenger RNA from Phyllopteryx taeniolatus (common seadragon), 2176 nucleotides. Its product is annotated as upstream stimulatory factor 2. The transcript has 11 exons. The coding region runs from base 159 to 1112 and encodes 317 amino acids. Lineage: Eukaryota; Metazoa; Chordata; Actinopteri; Syngnathiformes; Syngnathidae. Gene Ontology annotation, molecular function: DNA-binding transcription factor activity, RNA polymerase II-specific; protein dimerization activity; RNA polymerase II cis-regulatory region sequence-specific DNA binding. The record is from RefSeq and is a predicted model, not a curated record. Gene Ontology annotation, biological process: regulation of transcription by RNA polymerase II.